This is a messenger RNA of Eublepharis macularius, 1197 nucleotides long. RefSeq names its product transmembrane protein 203 (gene TMEM203). Lineage: Eukaryota; Metazoa; Chordata; Lepidosauria; Squamata; Eublepharidae. The transcript has a single exon. The coding region runs from base 280 to 690 and encodes 136 amino acids. Gene Ontology annotation, cellular component: endoplasmic reticulum. Gene Ontology annotation, biological process: intracellular calcium ion homeostasis. The record is from RefSeq and is a predicted model, not a curated record.
AAGAGUACCGGAAGCGGAGCUGGAUGGCUGGCUGAGGCGCAAAAAAACCUGGGCUGCCUCCUUAGCUCCCCGCUUCCCUUCGCCCCCUUCUUCCGUUCAUCCGUGCACGCUCCCGCUCCCCUGCCUUUCCGGGGCACGCUUGUUCGGUCUCUUCAUCGCGGCUUUCUGCAAGCACGAACGCCAGAGGCGCAUGCGCAGCAGCGGCCUGUCUCUUCUGUCUCUCAGAGGCGAGCUAAUUCUGGCCCGACCCGGCUCGGCCGCCCGCGCAUCUCCCCCGUGAUGCUUUUUUCCUUGCGGGAGCUGGUACAAUGGCUGGGCUUUGCACCCUUCGAGCUGCUCCUGCAGGCCCUGGCGCUGCUGGCGGCGUCGGUGCUGCUUGUGCUCAAGGUGGACGGGGUGGCGACCGGGCUGAGCUGGUGGGGGGUCUUUGCCCCUUUCUUUGCCGCCGACGGACUGAGCACCUAUUUCACCACUAUUGUCUCGGUGCGCCUCUUCCAAGACGGCGAGAAGCGCCUAGCUGUGUUGCGUCUUUUCUGGAUCCUCACCUUGCUCAGCCUCAAGUUUGUCUUUGAGAUGCUGCUUUGCCAGAAGGUGGGCGAGCAGAGUCACGAGUUGGGUUAUGGACUUAUCAUGGCACCCGUCUUCAUCCUCCUCCAGCUUCUCAUGAUCCGGGCCUGCCGGGUCAACUAGAUGCUAUCCUGCAUCCUUCUGGUGCGGUAGGAACAUCUAAUUUCUCCACCGCUGGCAAGAGGAAUUUAUCCAACCUGAAAUGGCUGUACAAGGAUGCUGUCUUGUCAGUUAUCUGCAGACUACCAGAUUGCAUCCAAGAUCAAUCUGUGGAGACCUACUUUAUCUUCUUCUUUGCUUGCAACAAAUUGACGUCUUUCGUGUCCAUGGUGUCCAUAUAUCUUCCAGGACGAUUCUUGGUCUCUCUGUGGUUAAGUAGCUGCCUCACAGGGGUGGUCCAGUAUUAGAUAUUUGCUGAACAAGUCACCUGACUUUCUGCCUUGACAUAAAAUAAAGAGGAACAAGCUGUGGGAGAAAAAAGGAACCCUGGUUCUGCACCAACACUUCUGCACUUUUGGCAUGUAUGGAUUUGGAGUUGGACCAAAAGCAGCUCCUUAUAUAGUGUUGUUCUUGGAUAUUUGACCCAUCUGCAGUUUCUAUAAUAUCUUCAGACUUGAGUAAAGUCUGAUU